AUGUCGUGCCUUAGAGUUCAAACCAAGGCCUUCACGAAAGGUUUUUCUAUGCCAUUAACGAGACUUUUCUCGACAGGGCCUCAAUUAUUUCAGGCUGAAACUGAUACCAAGUUUACAGAUUUUGGCUAUAAGCAAGUUCCAGAGGCAGAUAAAGAGAAGCUGGUUCACGGUGUUUUCUCAUCAGUGGCCAGCAGCUAUGAUGUGAUGAAUGAUGCUAUGUCAAUGGGUAUUCAUCGUAUUUGGAAGCGUCACAUGAUCAAUAAAUUGGAUUGUGGUAUGCGUGCCAGUUCGGGCGAACCAUUGCAAUUCCUUGAUGUCGCUGGUGGUACUGGAGACAUUGCAUUUGGAUUGUUGGAUCAUGCAAAGGAAAAGUAUGGAGAUACACAAUCAAAAAUGAUUGUUGCGGACAUCAACGCAGAUAUGUUGAAGGAAGGAGAGAGAAGAAGCAAAAAAACUGUGUAUGCCGACUCUCCUCGCAUCAAGUUUAUGGUUCAGAACGGAGAGAAACUUGAUGCCAUUCCUGACAACUCUAUCGAUGUUUAUACCGUUGCAUUUGGAAUUAGAAAUUUCACCGAUAAACAGGCAGGAUUGAAUUCAGCUUAUCGUGUUCUUAAGCCUGGCGGAAUCUUUGCUUGCUUGGAGUUUUCCAAAGUGCAGGACCCUGUUCUGGACUAUUUCUACCAAAUUUACUCGUUCUCUUGCCUACCAAUGAUGGGACAAUUUAUUGCAAAUGAUAGAGAGUCUUAUCAAUACCUAGUGGAAAGUAUCAGAAAGCACCCAGACCAGGAAACUUUUGCCAAUAUGAUCCGUAAGGCUGGAUUCUACGUUCCUGGCAAAGGCUACGAAAACUUGACAUUCGGCGUUGCUGCUAUUCAUGUCGGUGUCAAAUUAUAA
Messenger RNA from Brettanomyces nanus, 894 nucleotides. It is a transcript of the gene COQ5, whose product is annotated as 2-hexaprenyl-6-methoxy-1,4-benzoquinone methyltransferase. The transcript has a single exon. The record is from RefSeq and is a predicted model, not a curated record. NCBI's taxonomy places the organism in Eukaryota, Fungi, Ascomycota, Pichiomycetes, Pichiales, Pichiaceae. The coding region runs from base 1 to 894 and encodes 297 amino acids. Gene Ontology annotation, molecular function: methyltransferase activity. Gene Ontology annotation, biological process: ubiquinone biosynthetic process.